AGUCAGUGGGAAGCGAGUUUUGAAUGGCUCAAGAAGAAUAGUUGUUAACAACCUGCUCUCCCUCUGUGCAUGAUGGAAUCCAAGAAAGAAGACGUGAGGAGGAAACACAUCCGUUUGCACAUGGAAGGGGCGCUGACUGCCCGGGACAAGGUCGGGGUUCAGGAUUUUGUGCUAUUGGACGCAUAUACCAGCGAAUCUGCCUUUGUCGACAACCUCCGCAAGCGUUUCAACGAGAACCUCAUAUACACAUAUAUUGGCACCCUCCUUGUGUCCGUGAAUCCAUACCAGGAGCUCGGAAUCUACACUGUGAGCCAGAUGGAACUUUAUCAAGGGGUCAAUUUCUUUGAACUGCCGCCACAUGUCUAUGCUAUAGCCGACAACGCUUACCGAAUGAUGUGCUCUGAACUAAAUAACCAUUUCAUCCUCAUUUCUGGAGAGAGUGGGGCAGGGAAAACAGAGGCCUCCAAGAAAAUUCUCCAGUAUUUUGCAGUGACCUGCCCAAUGACCCAGUCACUACAAAUAGCCCGUGACAGACUGCUGCUCUCCAACCCAGUGCUGGAGGCUUUUGGAAAUGCCAGAACGGUCCGGAAUGACAACUCCAGCAGAUUUGGGAAAUACAUGGAUAUACAAUUUGAUUUUCAGGGCAUCCCUGUAGGUGGGCAUAUCAUCAGUUACUUGAUAGAGAAGUCCCGAGUUGUCUACCAAAACCAAGGCGAGCGGAAUUUCCACAUCUUCUACCAGCUGCUGGCAGGUGGUGAGGAGGAGCGCCUGGCUUUCCUGGGACUGGAGCGAGACCCCCAGCUGUAUAAAUACCUCUCACAGGGUCAUUGUGCCAAAGAGUCAUCCAUUAAUGAUAAGAAUGACUGGAAAACUGUUUCCAAUGCCUUUUCUGUCAUUGAUUUUACUGAAGCUGACCUCGAGAAUCUCUUUGGAAUUAUUGCCAGUGUCUUACACCUGGGGAACAUUGGUUUUGAAGAAGACGACCAAGGCUGUGCCACUAUCCCAGACACCCACGAGAUCAAGUGGAUAGCCAAGCUCCUGGGAGUCCACCCAGCAGACCUUCUGGAAGCUCUCACCCACAGAAAAAUUGAAGCCAAAACUGAGGAGGUGAUCUGCCCAUUGACACUAGAACUCUCUGUCUACGCUAGAGAUGCAAUGGCGAAAGCUGUUUAUGGACGAACGUUUACUUGGCUGGUCAACAAAAUCAAUUCCUCCUUAGUUAACAAGGAUUUCACCAGGAAAACUGUAAUUGGAUUACUGGACAUCUACGGGUUUGAAGUCUUUGACAAGAAUGGUUUUGAACAGUUCUGUAUAAAUUACUGCAAUGAGAAACUCCAGCAACUGUUAAUUGAGAGGACUCUAAAAGCAGAACAGGCAGAAUAUGAAAUGGAAGGCAUAGAGUGGGAGCCAAUUAAAUAUUUCAACAACAAGAUCAUCUGUGAUUUGGUAGAAGAGAGACAUAAAGGAAUCAUAUCCAUUCUGGAUGAAGAAUGCAUUCGGCCUGGUCCUGCUACAGACUUGAGUUUCCUGGAGAAAUUGGAAGAGAAAGUGGGCAAACAUGCACACUUCGAAACGUACAUACUCUAUUUGACCAGAUUUUGCAUGGGAGAAGAUCAUUGUAUCUCCAUUUUUUUUAGUAUUUGGAUAAUGUUCUUCAAGAGAACAACUACUUCAUACAUAAAAAUAUCUGCAGAGUCAUUGAUUCAAAAAAUUUUUAUUCAAUGCUUUACAGGAUUCUUGGAAAAAAACAAUGAUCUUCUUUACAGACAUCUGAAAGAAGUGCUGUGCAAGUCCAAGAAUGUUAUCCUGAGGGAAUGCUUCCUGCGGGCGGAGUUAGAAAACCGGAGGAGGCCCCCAACAGUGGGGACUCAGUUUAAAAACAGUCUGAGCAGCCUUCUAGAAAUCCUCAUCGCUAAGGAGCCCUCCUACAUCCGUUGCAUCAAGCCCAAUGACAGGAAAGAACCCAGCAAAUUUGAUGACUUCCUCAUAAGGCAUCAGAUCAAAUACCUGGGGCUGAUGGAGCACCUGCGGGUGAGACGGGCCGGUUUUGCAUACCGGAGGAAAUACGAGCAUUUCUUGCAAAGGUACAAGUCCUUAUGCCCAGACACCUGGCCGCACUGGCACGGGCCUCCAGCAGAGGGCGUGGAACGGCUGAUCAACUACAUCGGCUACAAACCUGAGGAAUACAAGUUAGGCAAAACCAAAAUAUUCAUUCGUUUCCCCAGAACUCUGUUUGCUACCGAAGAUGCCUUGGAAUUUUGUAAACAUCAACUAGUUGCAAGAAUCCAAGCCACAUACAAAAGCUGCCUAGGAAGGAGAGAAUAUGUGAAAAAAAGACAAGCAGCCAUCAAACUGGAAGCCCACUGGCGUGGGGCUCUGGCUCGGAAGGCAAUCCAAAGGAGAAAGUGGGCCGUGCGGAUUAUCAGAAAAGUGAGGCAAGUGGAAAGAAGUAUGUUCUCCACACAGGCAUCAGAUCUGCUCAGGAAAAUGUGCGUGAGGAACCUGGUGCAGAAGUACUGCCGGGGGAUCACAGCUGAGCGGAAAGCAAUGAUGCAGCAAAAGGUAGUUACAAGUGAAAUCUUCAGGGGAAGGAAAGACGGCUACGCAGAAAGUUUAAAUCAACCCUUUGCCAACAGUCGGAUAAAUGAAGGAGACAUUAAUCCCAAAGUGCUUCAGCUAAUUAGCCAUGAGAAGAUCCAGUAUGGUGUCCCGGUCAUUAAAUAUGACAGAAAAGGCUUCAAAGCACGGCAGCGGCAACUCAUUCUUACUCAGAAAGCAGCUUACGUGGUGGAACUUGCCAAAAUCAAGCAGAAAAUAGAGUACUCAGCUCUCAAAGGUGUCUCCACCAGCAAUCUGAGAGACGGAAUCUUAGUCAUUCAUGUUUCACCAGAGGACAAGCAAAAGGGGGAUGCCGUUUUGCAGUGUGGACACAUGUUUGAAGCAGUUACUAAACUUGUCAUGCUGGUUAAGAAGGAGAACAUUGUCAAUGUUGUUCAAGGAAGUUUACAGUUUUUUAUUAGUCCGGGAAAAGAAGGCACAAUAGUUUUCAACACUGGACCGGAAGAACAAAUCUAUAAAAAUAAAAAUGGACAAUUAACAGUGGUGUCGGUCAGGAGGAAGUCCUGAUAGAGGAUGACAUCUCACCUCUACCACCGCCAUUUUUGCUCCAACUGAGGAAAUUACAGGGAAAGCAGGGAUUGGAUCCAGUUGGCUACCUCUUCAAGGAACCAGGCCCGCAGCACUAACGGAUCACAUCUGAAGAAACUGAGGGGCGUGCGUUAGGCCAAAGCCUAACCCCAGCUUCUCAGCUGCCUCGUGGCACCUUAUUAAAUUGUCACCUUCUGGACACAGACCCCAGGUCACCCAAAGGCAUGAUUCUAAACACCCUCGACAGGACCUAUGUUUAAUGGGCACUCCAACGUGUCAUUAGAGGGUGGACAAGAUUCUCUACCUCUGUCAAGCUGCCCCGAGACAUGAUGCAAUACUGUGUACAGUAAGUUCUCAAAUAACAUUUCAUUAUGUUGAUAAGACAUCUGAUUCCUGGGCAAGGCCACUGUCUGAGUGGAGUCUGUACGUUCUCCCUAUGUCUCUGGGUUUCUUCUGGGUGCUCUGGUUUCCUCCCACAUCCCCAAGGUGUAUGUAUCAGGUGAACUGGCGUGUCUAUGCAGUCCCAGUCUGAGUGCGUGUGGGUGCGUGAGUGAGCCCCGUGAGAGGAGGACAUCCUGUCCAGGGUGGGUCCCGCCUGGUGUCCUGAGCUGCUGGGAUUGGGCUCUGGCCAUCUGCAACCCUGAACAUGCAGGUUGGAGAACGAAUGAAUACGAAUUUUAUUGUAAAAGAAAAAUGGAUAUAAAGCAUAUGAGCACACAAAUGGACAAUAAAUGCCACAGUGCAAAAGCGUGUAGGGAGCCCGUCACACUUGUAACUGGGGAGGGGCUCCUUAUAAUUUCCCCUUUGCAAGCGUUUAUUCACUGAUUGAUGCGGCCACCGCUACAACCACCCUCACUCACUCAUUCACCAAAACUUAGGUAAUGAUCUUAUUUUUAAUUUAAUUAAAUAUAUGUGUAGCUCAUUUAUUUCAGUGUUUAAUAUGAGAAGUGCUUUGGUCUUUAUUUAGAAGUUGGGUGAUGUUUUUGUGCCCAGCAACAUGCUGUAGGAAUUGAACUCUUGUUUCAAUCCAUUAGCCUCAUGGUUUUGCUUCAAGUCUCAGCUUCCAAGAACCUCUCAAUGACUUACUGUGCAUGGUCUGAGACUAAAGGAAAUUUCCUAAAGCUGCAAAAUUUGAAUUUUGCUUUACAUAAAUGGAACUCAGAUGUGUCAAGGGAUUGGGUUUGGUGAACUGAAGCCGUCUGCCCCAUAACAGUAAAUCAGUGGUAACACCAGCUGAUUCACCCUUUUUCACGAGCCAGGCAGCCUUUGACCCCAAGACUUCCUUUUGGCGUUUGACUUCAAACAAACACUACAGAAACAUGACUCGUCUUUCCCUUCCACCCCGAGCGACUUUAAGGGGGUGAGGCAGAACGUGGGGGCCCUGCCUUUGUUGAAAACCACAUUUGAGGGGCCCGGUUAUGCCGGGCAUGUCUGAAAAGACCCAGAAAACAGAAGCAUUUUAUGACUUUUAUUUUACAUGUCCACAAAUGUCUGCACAACAUACAGUGGCUACAUCUAAAACUUUGAGCAUUUUUUUUAUAGCGCAGAGACGGAAAGGUUAAUGACACACUUAACUGUGUUACAGUGACUUUGGGUAGAGCCUUAAAGACAGCACACGCUCCAGAGGGAGGGCUGAGCGUUGUUCACACUCGGGUCCGAAUUGCUGUUGUAAGGUACAAAGACACACUUUAACUGGGGAAUGGGGUCCCCGCACAGUGAUUCCCCCCACAGGAGGGUGACAGAAUAUGCCAGGAAUUGUCUCGGACAUGGGCCCCAGUCACCACAAUCAAAUGGCUUAUUUAAAACAAACAAACAAACAAACAAAAACCUUGAUUACAACACACCAAAGCUGUUCCAAUUAGUAAAAAAAUUGUAGUUACUACAUUGCAGCGAAACCUGACUCUUUACCAAAUCUUGGGCCAAUGUUUUACUUGGCUAGUGCUUACAUUAUAAAUACUGGUUUUUGCCCUUAGUGCGAACAUAAGAAAAAUCAGUUCCUUGUAUAUUCAGUAACAGAGCUUGGACCAGCCAAUGCUGUCUGUUCACUCAUGGCUAUAAUGCAGCCGACAGAAUUUGUUCACCAUGGAAUGUUUUAUAAACCUGUUCAUAUUCCAGAGAGACAAAGACUCAAAACUACAGGUGCAAAGUUGGAGAAAAAGUGAGGGUAGAGAGCUGCCAGAAACACUAGCUCAUUAGGCAUAGAGGCCACAGCAAAUCAAAUUGUUCCACAAACUCAUUCUUCAUACA
This is a messenger RNA of Cercocebus atys (sooty mangabey), 5394 nucleotides long. RefSeq names its product myosin IH (gene MYO1H). Bases 70 to 3126 code for a protein of 1018 amino acids. The record is from RefSeq and is a predicted model, not a curated record. The transcript has 30 exons. Gene Ontology annotation, biological process: vesicle transport along actin filament; actin filament organization. NCBI's taxonomy places the organism in Eukaryota, Metazoa, Chordata, Mammalia, Primates, Cercopithecidae. Gene Ontology annotation, molecular function: microfilament motor activity; ATP binding; actin filament binding. Gene Ontology annotation, cellular component: actin cytoskeleton; microvillus; plasma membrane.